This is a messenger RNA of Acanthosepion pharaonis, 2133 nucleotides long. NCBI's taxonomy places the organism in Eukaryota, Metazoa, Mollusca, Cephalopoda, Sepiida, Sepiidae. The record is from the annotation of a GenBank genome assembly.
AUGGAUAACGAAAAGGCAGUAGUCCGUCUACCAUCCUUGACUGAUCGACCCAAGGAAACCCAUUUGCCAAAUGCAGACACCAAUGAAAUUAAAUCAUUGGUUCAUUAUAAGAUGGACAAUGUUAUACACAAGCUUCCCCGUCCACACAUAUUAAAGCCAUAUAUCGACAUGAAAACAGCUGAUAUUGAACUGUGGCCAAGUCAUGCAAGCACUCAAAAUUGUGGCCAUAAAUUGACCAAACUAACCAGGAGUAAAAGCCUGCAGCUGAUUACUGCAGAGAGUUUGGGUAAAUCAAACUUCAUUCCUCAACCUAAACUUCUAGAAAACCUUGAAGCAUACCUGAAGGAGGAGUUGGCAUUCAUUGAUGACCCAGAUGAAGAAGAUAGUAAUAUAAGUCUGGAGGUUUACCGAAAAACCUUUAAUUACUUGAUUAACAAACUGAAAACAUACAAACAUUUGUUAUCACGCAUUAAGAUGCAAUAUGAAAUGGCACUGGAUGAUCUGGAAAGUCAAAUUAUCAGUUUAAAACCCCUCAAGGAAACAGUUGUUUCAACUGCUAAAAUUUAUGAAAAGAAGAUAAUUGAAUUUAAUGAACAAGUCAAGCCAGAUAUAAAAGCUGUGAAAAAUCAAAACUCUGAAUUGGAAGAAGAAAUAGAACUAAUGAAAGAAAAACUGGUCCAGAUUGAAGAGGAAAGGAAAGAAGCUGAAGAAAAGCUGAAGGAUGCUUAUCAAUUAUUUCGAGAUGAAUAUGAUGCUCAACAGUUGCUGAGUAUUGAGUAUAAAGAGUUGAGUAUUCUACAGUCAGGCACUCAGUCUCCAAGUGAUUUCAACAAACCAGAAGAACCUACUGAGGAUUUGACUACUUUAAAAAUUGCUCUCAGUCAGUCAGUAGAGGAUGCAGAUGCUACACAAGCAAAACUUGAUCAAAUGAUUGCUAACUAUGCAGAUGUUGUCCCUAGACGGCAAUAUGAAACACUGGAAAAGAAAUAUGCAGAAAUGAAAGAGAACAAUGAAACUUUAUCAAAAGACUUUAGCAUAUUGAAAGCUGAACACAAAGCACUGCAAGAUGUCAAUCAAGAACUUACUGUGGAAAUGACGAAUUACAUGAAUGAAUACACAAGCAAGAAAAAAAAAUUAGCAAGGCCUCCUUGGGUGAAGCCCUGCCAAUUCAUAAACCCUGAAAACAACUACUUUGAAGGUAUCUCUUCCCAAAAUAUUUGUGAAAAUCUUUUGGAUAUUUUGCGUAACAUGGACAAAAAUGGAGCAAGGAUUUUAAAAAAGGAAUCCGUCUAUUUUGAUGGCAAGGGAUUAAGUGAAGAUGUACCCAAGUAUUUGAGAUAUGAGGGACAAGUAUAUAACCGCCAAUUCAACAAAUGUGACUGUGCCCUAUUAAUCAAAGACAUCUGGAGAAGGAGAAUAAAAAAUUUCAGAAAGGGUAGCAGUUUUGCUGAUUUUGUUGAUAACUGUCUGAAUGAGAUCUUCCCUAUCCCAAUUAUGAAAACUGAGUGGACUUACAAUUUGGUGGAGGCUUGCAAAAUAUUUGCAGGGACCAACAAAAACAUUGAACUUUUCUGGCUCAUUUUGAAUGGAGAAAUGGAUGAAAAUAUCUACCAUUAUCAGCUUAGUGUCAUCAAAGACUUGAUGAAUUUUCUUCAUAGAUCUCUGCCUUCACAUAAUGUCAUGACAAGAACAGAAUUUCAUCAGCAUUUACAAAACUUCCUCAAUUCUAAUGAUCCCAAUAUAAUCUCUUCUCUUGUCAACAAAGCUUUAGAAGAACAGGAAGCAGAAGAAGAUAUCAAUUUUGAUCAGCUUUUUCUAGAGGAUGAUGAAGGAGAAGUGGGUCCAUUUCUAACAGAAUUUAAAAACUGGCUCCAUUCUCUCAGAAUGGAAUUCUUUGAGCUUGUUAGCAAGGAAAUUGAUGAAGAAAGUCAAGUAUCAAUUCAGAACUUGGAUUUGGCUAUUCGGCAAACAGAUCCAACCCUGAAGACAUAUGCUGUCAAAGAAUUGCUUUGCUGGUGUUUCAGAACCACCCCAGAAAUGCUCCUAAGAACAAAACCUCUUCUUGGGAAAGAUAUCCUUUUAAGACUCAGAAAUGCUAACAUCAGAUUUUCACAGAUUAAAACAUCUUCCUAA